Messenger RNA from Hypomesus transpacificus, 5597 nucleotides. RefSeq names its product RUNX1 partner transcriptional co-repressor 1 (gene runx1t1). The record is from RefSeq and is a predicted model, not a curated record. Gene Ontology annotation, molecular function: transcription corepressor activity. The transcript is spliced from 9 exons. Bases 1 to 1530 code for a protein of 509 amino acids. Gene Ontology annotation, biological process: DNA-templated transcription; negative regulation of DNA-templated transcription. Lineage: Eukaryota; Metazoa; Chordata; Actinopteri; Osmeriformes; Osmeridae. Gene Ontology annotation, cellular component: nucleus.
AUGCGGCAGAAGCGGCGUCGAUCCCCCCAGCACGCAGCCUCAGAAACCCUCACCCCGGGGCUGGGAGCCAUUUUGAACCAGCGACCCAGACCGCACAGUCCCCGGUCCCUGGACACGGGUACCACAGAGGGCCUUGUGCCUCCUAGCCUCCCGGCCAACCUGCCGCUACUGCAGCGGGAGCUCCUCCACUGCGCCCGGCUGGCCAAGCAGAACCCGGCCCAGUAUCUGGCUCAGCACGAGCAGCUCCUCCUGGACACCAGCACUUCCUCGCCCGUGGACUCCUCCGAGCUCAUGCUGGACGUCAACGACAACGGCAAGAGGAGGACGCCCGACAGAACCAAAGAGAAUGGAUUUGGGCCUGAGCGGGACUCCCUCCACGCGGAGCACCCCAACAAGAGGCCCUGCACCAUCAGCCCGGGCCAGCGCUUCAGCCCGUCCAACGGCCUCUCCUCCUACCAGCCCAACGGGGGUCUGGCCCACCCCACGCCCCCGCCGCCGCACCCGCACCCGCCGCCCCACCCGCCACAGCACUACCGCCUGGACGACAUGGCCAUCGCCCACCACUACCGUGACUCGCCCUACCGCCACCCGCCCAACCACAACCACAACCACCGCGGCGGUGGCGGGGGGGGCGGGGGCGGGGAGCUGAGGGAGAGGCCACGGCCGCUGGGGAUGCAUGGGGGGAGUCGACAGGAAGAGGUCAUUGACCACAGACUCACAGAGAGGGAAUGGGCCGAGGAGUGGAAACACCUUGACCAUCUCCUCAACUGCAUCAUGGACAUGGUGGAGAAGACGCGCCGCUCGCUCACCGUGCUGCGCCGCUGCCAGGAGGCCGACCGCGAGGAGCUCAACUAUUGGAUCAGGCGCUACAGCGACGCCGAGGACCUGAAGAAGGGCACUGGCAGCAGCCAAUCACGGCAGCAGAGCCCGGCCGGACAGGAAACCGCCACGCCAGAGAUCCACAGGGAGCUCAUGCACAGGCCCGUGUCUGGUUAUGUUCCGGAAGAGAUCUGGAAGAAAGCCGAAGAGGCUGUGAACGAGGUGAAGAGACAGGCCAUGUCGGAGCUCCAGAAGGCAGUGGCGGAGGCUGAGCGCAAGGCCCACGACAUGAUCAGCACCGAGCGCGCCAAGAUGGAGCGCACUGUGGCUGAGGCCAAGAGACAAGCGGCCGAGGACGCGCUCACGGUCAUCAACCAGCAGGAGGACUCCAGCGAGAGCUGUUGGAACUGUGGGCGCAAGGCGAGCGAGACUUGCAGCGGCUGCAACACAGCUCGCUACUGCGGCUCCUUCUGCCAGCACAAGGACUGGGAAAAGCACCACCACGUGUGUGGCCAAACCCUCCAGGCCCAGCAACAGCAACAAGGAGGAGGGGCCGCCCCGGGGCCCGAGACCCCCGCCCCAGUCAGCUCCUCCUCUGCCACCCCGAGCAGCGGGGCCGGUAGUCCGGCCGCAACCCCGCCUGCCAACGCCACCCCUCGCUCCGCUACCCCAGGCACCCCCUCCACCGCCCUCGAAACCGCGGCGCGCUAAUACUGGCAGACGCUCAACCCCCCCUCCCCUCCCACAUAUACUCCAUCGUCCCUAACUCUCCUCUCCUCACCUGCCCUAACCCCCAACAUGACUGUCUCACUUGCCUCACUUACUCAAAGAUGCUAAUGCUAAAGCGAAUGUGCUAACAAAGAGAGAUGGCGACGAUCAAUCUAUCUUGGACCGAGAAGUGACCACAAAGCAGUAAGAGCUCCAUAUCGGGUCAUAUUGACUUGCCAUGAUUUCAAGAACGCAAAGAUAUUCUUUGUUUUUUAAUUAUUAAAUGUCCUUCAACCUUUACUAUCGCUAUUAUUGUUGUCUAUGUUGUCGUUGUUGUUGAUGUCAUUGUUGCUUAUCUUCCGUUUCCUGUAAAUAUGAACGUAAAGAGACUGAGCAGAAAGAGUGGUUAACUCCAGACAAGUAUAUCUGACCUCCCCAUUUCUUUUCUUUUUCUAACAAAUUGCUUCUAUUUCCUUUACCUGGGAUAUGAAACGAGUUGACCUCACAAAAGACACUUUACCAAACGACAUACCAAGGGAUUUACGACAUGACUUAGCUGUAGCCGUGUCAAGCUAAAGACCACCAAUCCUCUGCUAAAGGAAAUCAGCAGACCCAUGUGUCCUGGAGGGCGGAGAGACGGGCCGACUGGACAGAAGAGGAGCAGACACACAUUUUGGCCAGAAGGAUGGACGCUGAAUCUCUGGGUUGCAAACUGGGCUUCUACAAGAACAGGGCAGAUGUGCACCAGAUUGUGAAGAACCCCAGCUGUUCAUCCUGUGCCCCCCCCCCCCCCCUCCCCCUGCAACCCUCCCCUUCCCACUACCCCCUCCCCCUGACUUUUAAUAAUAUCCAGGUCAAUGGGCUGGGAAACACAAGCUGUCGCACUGAAGGAUGGCAAAGGCAAAGGGAAUAGCAAUCUCGGAUGUGACAUAAAUCUUUACCUUACAUGUGGAGGGGGUACUCUAGUCUAGAGAAUCUUUGGGCGAUGUCAUCGAAUAAAGGAACAGCUUACAAGAAAGGAAGUCAUCAGCCCAACCAUGUGCAAAACUGUCCGAACCUCACGAAGACAGCCACUGGCAACCAAGGGCUGAGCCAUCACAACACCAUGACAUGGUGUCUUUCUCCUCAGACUCUGGACAGUGUAGACCUUCGUACCCAACUCGAAGCCCGCCAAUAUUCCUCUAUACUAUUAUGUUUUCCUCCUUGUAGAUCUCCCAGUGUUUAACAUUUCUGUCCUGUGGCGUCACCGAUGGUUAUUUAUUGUAUAUGUGUUGGACGCUUGUGGAAAUACAUAGUACUUUAAACAGUCACUACUUUUUGGUCCUCAUAUCCCUCUUCUAGCCAGUACAAAAAGAGAAAAAAAAAUGAAACGUAACUUUUCUGAGCUGCUUUUCUAUUUAUGUGUGUAAAUGGUAGUUCCUUAGUAGUUCUUUGAGAAGGAAAGAUGCAUUUUAUUUUUUAUCUGUUUGAUUUUUCAUUUUUUAUUGGUCGUAAUUCUUUUGUCCUCAAGAAAAGACGUGCUAUAUCUCAGAGCUGCUACCACAGUCUGAACCAGAUUUUUUUCUGAGAACUAGCAUGUUACAUGGAAUGCUAACCUUUUAAUGUUUUUGUACAAGGGACGUACAUAAAUGUAUUUGCACUGUCACAAAGGUUAUUUCAGCAUGCUUCUUUUGUCAAAACUUGUUUUUCAGGUAUAGUGCCAUGCUUCACCAAUUUUUGUAUGUAAUGCUAGCGUAUCUGUUCCGUGCAUUUAUUAUUAUUUUGUAAAGCUGGAAACGUGUAAACACAACCCACUUAUUGUUAAUAAUUAGUUUUGGUUUGUUUUUUCCUGACCAAGAUGUCAUAACUUUUACUUUAAAUAGUUACAGACAGUGCAUGCACAUGACUGAACAUUUGUUCAAGUAUUUGUUGUUAUUUUUCACAAAAAAAAAGAAGAAAAAACUCUUAAAAAAAAUCUAUCCAACUAUCCAAAUGCAAAGGUGUAGAUUCAGAUUGACAGCUUUAACAAUGCAGAGCACCAGGUAACACACAGUAUUAACACAAGUUAAAAAAUGUGGACGACAGCCAAAGACUGACACCAAGGACCAAAUCCUGACUCAAGAUAUAAAAAAAGAGGUUUCUUCAAAUAACUGUAUGUUUUUUUAUUUUUUUGCUGUAUUUUUCCAAGCUUUCAUGAGUUGGAGUGGUGGAUGGCGGUUUCAGUUUCAGACUUUAACCCUUUCCUGUUCAGAAGCAUGACCAGCCCUUGCUCAGCUUGUGUGGGCAAACUAAGAAUAGUGUUUCACAGCAUUAAAGAUCAUGUCUUACAGUGGAACAGGAGCAAUAAUACCAAGGGUGUCACAUGACAACCGCUGUAUCCACGACAAUGGAUCACUUGUUGUGUUUGUGAGGUCUCCUCCCACCUCUUAUGUUAGUGUGCUUUUUCUCUCAUUACACAAAUAUCAGACUUUGCCUCACAUCAGCUUUAAGCAGUUGGGGAGUCAUGAACCCUCAAAAGGCAAGAGAUUGCCGGAUUUUUCAAAAGUCAUUUAAACUCCUGGUUCUUUUCUCAGUGCACGUCGGCAGUUAGAUUCCAUACAGAUAACCACGUCCUCAUCUCUGAACGUGAUGUCUUCAACACAAGGCUAACAAACCUCAAUGAUUGGCAGAAAGAGAGCACUUAUCCCAACAUACACAAUGCUCUUUCCCCUAAAUAUCAUGGUGCUGCGUACAAGCGUGUUUCACCUUUGACCUCCUGGUGAGUAGGUUCUACACAGGUUUCAGAUCGUUUGGAGUAUUUUUCUCUCUCCUUCCUCAGCUCUCUCUCUCGUACAAAACCUGCAUUCUUGACUCUAAAGGGUUAAAUAAUCCAAAAAGGUGUCUGACACCAACUCAUGACUCCUCAGAAGCUGUGAAGAAAGCAGCAAAGCUGUUUAACACAAGUGUUGUAUUCAAAAGUAUAAAAAAAAACUAGGUGUGUGUUGAUUGCUAUCAGGGCAAACCUGGGUAAAAACAUGAAGAAAUUGCUUACCGAGUCCUUGAGAAGCUCUACUUAUAUCCCUCCUCUCUCUUCUCUAUGUCUGUUUUGCUACAAAUUCCUCUGUGGCAAAAAGUCUCACUCUACCUCUUACAGCACGAUAAGAGCACCAGUCAAUGAGCAGACACUGGUCUAGUCGAACCAAAUGGGCACAAGAGAACAGGAAAUGAAACCCAAAGUUGAAGCUCAUACAGCUGCAAAACCAUAUCACUACUUGGUAACAAUGCAGACCUCAUGAAGAAAAAAAAAAAAAAAUUACGAAUAGAAUAAAAUGAGAAAAAAAAGAAUAAAAACCUUUUGUUACGUUCCUUUAUGCUUGUCACGUUUCUCGAAUACGUUGAAGCUUUGAUUUGUAAAUAUACAGAUCAAAUAAACUGUGCUACGUUUGAGGAAAGUGGCAGAUCAGUUUUGAAGAUAAAAGAAUUGGUUACAGAUAAGAAAUGGUGUUGUCUCCUUCUCCCUCUUCUCUUUUCUCUUUGUCUCUGUUGUAGGACACGCUUAAUGGCUUGUCCACUAGAUCUGUUUCAAAGAGGAACAAUUCUCAAAAUAUGAAGCUUGUUGAAAAGAUGGAUGAAGGCUUGUGAAUUUAAGCAUGCCAGUUUUUUCCGAAACAGUUUGAGGGGACAAUUUUAUUUCAUUUUCUUAUUUCGAAAGAAAACAUUGGAAAAUUGCCUCGGGGUACAGUUUUAAAGCAAAUAACUAUGAUUUGGGGUAACUCUGGGCUGGGAAUGGGGUGGUUGGGAAAUUUAUUGUGAAAAAACUGAAAUGAUUUGAACUUGUUGUGCAAUACUUAAUUCAAACAGGAACCACCAAAUUGACUGACCCCAGUGGUCUUAACAUCACAUGGGUUUAGUACACUCUAGAACUUUGAGUCUACUAUGUCAUACUUGUGGUUUCUCGUUUCAAUUCUUUGUUUUAUUUUCUUUGUUUUUUAUUUUCUUUUAACUUUUUUGGGCUGUAAUAUAUGGUCUGUCAGUCUGUGAAUCUUUGCAGUAUAAUUCUGGUAUUGUUGUUCUCUUUACAGUGUAAUAAAUAUGUUAAUACCUGCCUUGGA